Messenger RNA from Copidosoma floridanum, 8375 nucleotides. Its product is annotated as talin-2. Gene Ontology annotation, cellular component: plasma membrane; cytoskeleton; ruffle. Lineage: Eukaryota; Metazoa; Arthropoda; Insecta; Hymenoptera; Encyrtidae. Gene Ontology annotation, molecular function: structural constituent of cytoskeleton; actin filament binding; integrin binding. The record is from RefSeq and is a predicted model, not a curated record. Gene Ontology annotation, biological process: cell-cell adhesion; actin cytoskeleton organization.
GCAAAGGCAAUUAGAAGCAAAACUCAUAGCCCAAGUUCCAAUGUAGGCGGGAGACUCGUGGUGGGAGCGAACGACGGACGCUCCGAUAGACCUGCCGCGCUCGCCGGCGGAGCAUUAGAGUGCGGACCUUUUUUCAGAACAGUCGAGAGGUUUUGUUUCCUCCUCGCGCGCCUAUACGUGUAGGUAUACUCCCUCGUUGUUUCACGUGUACUUAUCGGCGUAAACGAAACUGUGCGCGAGUGACAUUUUGGUUGUGUCGUGAAUCGCUUCGGCUGUAAAACGAAGAAGCGCGUGGUAGUGAGCAGUGGUUCCAACACCGGCGGCAUCCAGUGGCAUGAUCUCCGCCUGGAUUCAAUCCCGAAGCAGAGCACUUUUAGAUUAUUGACGAGAAGAGCUCUGAAAGGCAUUUCAAAUGGCGACUCUGUCCCUACGCAUCUCAAUACCGGACAAAAAUGCGACCAAGAUGAUGCAGUUCGAUCCAAACAUACACGUCGAGGAUGCGUUUCAAAUUAUAACGGAUAAACUGAUGGAAACUUAUAAAUUAGAACACUCUGAAGAUUAUGGUCUGUUUUUUGUCAACGAAGACCUGAAGAAAGGCCUGUGGCUGGAAUCUGGUCGCAGGUUGAAUUAUUACAUACUGAAGAACGAAGAUGUUUUGGAGUACAGGAAAAAAAUUAGGUAUCUGAGAGUGCGAAUGUUGGAUGGUACGUUGAAAACCGUACUGGUCGACGAAAGCCAACCAGUGGCGAAUCUCAUGGUGCUCAUCUGCACUAAAAUCGGGAUAACCAAUCACGAGGAGUACUCCCUCGUUCGCGAAACUGCCGAGGAUCAGGCAGAAAACUCAAAGUCAAAAAACUUUGGCACGUCGACGUUGAGGAGGUUGAAGAUAGGAAGCAGAGUGGAGAGGGAAGCCAAGAUGGACCAGAUGAAGAAAAAGUUGAAAACCGACGACGAGUUGAACUGGAUCAAUCCGUCCAAGACGCUGAGAGAGCAAGACAUCGACGAAACGGAGACUGUGCUGUUGCGACGGAAAUUUUUCUUCUCCGACCAGAACAUCGACAGCAGCGAUCCGGUCCAACUGUCACUUUUGUACGUGCAAUGUCAGGAUGCUAUAUUGAGCGGAAAGCAUCCAACGACUCAAGCACAAGCGUGCAUUUUUGCGGGCAUACAGUGCCAAGUGUUGUACGGAGACCACAAAGAAGACAAACACAAGGCUGGGUUUUUGCAGCUGAGAGAAUUCUUGCCUCAAUCGUACUGCAAAGCUAUUGGAAUCGAGAAAAAAAUUUUCGCCGAGCACAAGAAGCACGCGGGACUGACGGAACUGGACGCCAAGGUACUUUACACGAAAACCGCCAGAUCCUUGAGUACGUAUGGGGUGACGUUCUUUCUGGUGAAGGAAAAAGACAAGAGCAAGAACAAACUGGUCCCCCGACUUUUAGGCGUCACGAAGGACUCGAUUCUACGACUCGAUGAGAAAACCAAGGAAAUCUUGCAAACUUGGCCACUGACAUCCGUCAAAAAGUGGGGCGCCUCUCCGAAAACGUUUUCCCUGGACUUUGGCGACUACUCCAACCAGUACUACAGUGUCCAGACAACCGAGGCUGAACAAAUUUUGCGAAUCAUUUCUGGCUACAUCGACAUCAUUUUAAAGAAACAAAAGGCAAGGGAUUACCUGUACACCGAGCCCGAAGAAAGGUUCGCGGUGAUUGAGGACAGCGUGUGUCCGCUUUCUGCAAAUACCAUACAGCCCGGGACAAAUAACGCGCAGUACUUUUUAGAGACGAUGCCAUUCGCCAUCCAAAACUCUAUGGUUACGACAGACAUGUCAGAGCCCCAAAAAGCUUUGCUAACUUCCAUUGUGAUUGCCAAGGAAACGCUUCAGAGCUCCGAGAGCGCGCUAGCCCACGAGGAAGUGAUCCCUGACCUCGGCAACGACGUAAGAUCGUUGCAAUGGACGGAACAGACAAUUUGCACGCACAAGCAAAACAUUGUUUCUCAAAUAGCUUCGAUCAAUGCGGCAACGGCACAAGUGGUCACAUUAAUGUCGAACAAUGUUGACAACGACGCAAUGAGCGCAACAAUCGAAACCAUAGCGACGAAAUGGCCAGAGGUGGCGAAAAGUGCGAGAAUCGUCGCUGCUUUGAACGAGGAUGAGUUUUGCAGUAAAAAACUUUUAAACGCCACUCAAGAUCUUUGUUUUGCAUUGACCGAUUUGUUGACGGCUCUGGAGCCCCACUCGACGGAGACUAGGCCAAACUUGUUGAACGCAGCGACCUACGUUGGCGAAGUCUCUUACGAAGUGCUACUAAACACAGGCACCGAAAAUGUUGUCGACAGAGAGACGCAAGAUGCCAUUUUGUCGUACGCGAAAAUCGUUGCCAAUACGAUGGCUGUUUUGGUAUUGAAGGCCAAAAAUAUGGCCAACAACUGUGGAGAUUCGGCCACGCAAAAUCAUGUCGUGGCCGCCGCUACCGACUGUGUCCUCGUGACAUCUCAACUGGUGGCUUGCACAAAGGUUGUAUCAUCAACUGUAGAUAGUCAAGCUUGCCAAAGUGAAUUAAUCAAAGCAGCCAGUUUGGUGAAAGGGGCUGUUGACAAUCUGGAAGAAGUUUGUGACGGGACAAACGCCAACGAGAGUAUCAGGGAGGAUUUGAGCUCGGCUGGUACUGAUGUUUCGAGAUCACUGGACAAUCUUUUGGAUCGCGUUGCUUCGAUACCUCGGGAAAGACAAAGCAAAGCGUACACGCAACAAGAGGCAGUGGAAGAAGUAUUUGUAGCGACUGAUUCGCUCUUUUCCAGUUACAAUGACACUACGAAGCUGAUCAAACAGGCGAGACUCGUCGGACUAGCGACAGAGAAACUCAUACAGUGCAUAAGAGGCAAGGCCGAGAGACAGUCGGAUGCCGAACAAAAACAAAAACUACUCGCCGCAGCGAAAACUUUGGCCGACGCAACGGCAAUAAUGGCCAAAGCAGCGAGCCAGUGCACGAGUAAUCCCGAGGAUUUGAAAGUUCAAAGGGACCUUCGUCGGGCGGUUGAAAAAGUACGCGAAGCCACUGCCACCACAACCACACCAGCCAUACGGCGGAAUUUGGUAUUGAAGUUAGGGAAGUGUGCAAAGGUUGCGGCUUUCUUUGCAACGCGAUGCGUGGCAGAUUCAGCCGAAGCGGGUGCGUGCAACACGAGCAACGUUGCUCAAAAAGAAUUGAACGCCGAGUGCAGCUCAAUGGCUCAACACAUUCCCGACUUGAUAUCGGGGGUCAAAGGUGUCUCAGCCGAACCUGAUAAUUCCACUGUGCAGCUUGCAUUGAUAAAUGCUUCUGAGCCAUUUGUACACUCUGCGUCUCCCGCUGUCGAGGCAAUCAAACGGGCGUUGCCCACCAUCACCGACGGCACUUUGUCGUUAAAACUGAACAACGACUCCCAACAACUCGAACAAGCGCUCGUCGAUUUACGAUCUGCUGUUUGUCAAGCCAAAGAAGUUUGUACCGACAUUCAGCUGGAUGCUGCUGAAUCGCUCAUGGAAAAUUUGAAACUGGAGCUCGAUGAGCUGGUCAACUCCACCGCAGCUUCUUUGAAACCAAUGCCAAGAGAUAGCGAGGAGUUUGUGCCGUGGGAACCUGUUGUAUUCCGUCAGAGGAUCCGACUUGCUGUGGCACAAUUAAUCGCUGCAGCAGAGAAACGUGACGAUUACAGUACGGGAAUUGCCGCCAAAGAAAUUUCAGUUGCUUUGAAAGAUUUUGUAUCGUCGGUCAAGGGUAUUGUGGACACGAUGGACGAUCAAGACGAUAGACAAAUGGUUUUAAUGGAAGCCAAUGAUUUUGUGUUUACGUCGAUGAAACUUGUGAAAGAGGCCAGACUUGUUUUGAAAAGUCAAGGAGAUUCGAGCGGUCAGGACCACUUGGCAGCGAUCGCCAAACAAGUGUCGUUUUCUUUGGACAAAUGCGUAUCUCAUUUACCUGGACAAAAGUGCCCUGGAAAUGAGCCCACAGUGUGCGAUGAUGCUGUUAGGAAGAUUCAAUCGAUGAUUCCAUUACUCGAAAACUCGUGCAAACCCAUAUCAGAUUCUUCUUAUUCCGAGUGUUUGGACACGGUGAUGAGAAAAAGUAAUGAUUUAAGCGAUGGUAUGACAGGCAUCGUUAACAGUGCAAAAAAUUCCGAGCACGAACUCUUUUCCGAAUCCGUUGAAGAGGUAUCACACUCAAUUUGUGAUUUGAUUGAAGCAACUGCUCAAGCUUCGUAUUUAGCUGGUGCAAGAGAUCCCAAUUCCGUAUCGGCAAAGCCCAAUACAGUGGACCUAGAAUACAUUUUAACAGCAGUUGAUUAUAUUCACUCGAGCUGUGACGCUCUUGGUGCCCACGAAAUCUCCCACCAAGAUGUUCUUGCUACUGCUACAUCGAUCGCCAAAAACACCAGUAUACUGUGUAACGCAUGUCGUUCAGCAUCGAGCAAAACUAAUGAUCCAGUGGCCAAAAGACAUUUGAGCCAGUUAGCAAAGGAUGUUGCCAACUCAACGACUGUGCUGGUUAAGGAAAUGAAAGCCUUGGAAAUGAACUUUUGCAAUGUCCAUCGGGACAGGUGCGUUGAAGCAACGAAACCUUUACUCGAAGCUAUCGAUAAUUUGUGCGCCUAUGCCGGCUCUCCAGAAUUUAUGAGCCAACCGGAUGAAGUGACGAUUGCGCCCAAAACUUUGCAAGAACCAAUAAUAAACGCUGGCAAGGCGGUUAUUGUCAACUCAAGCGCGAUGAUACUUACCGCGAAAAGCCUCGACGUGAAUCCCAAAGAUCCAUCCACAUGGCAGGUACUGGCCAAUCACAGUAAAAGUGUCAGCGAUUCGAUUAAAUUGUUGGUGGCGUCCAUACGUGCUGGGGCACCCGGGCAGAAAGAAUGUGACCUUGCCAUCACCAAACUGGCCCAAAAAAUACACCAUCUCGACACAGCCUCGUCGAACAUUCUUUCCCAAACCUCGGUGCCGCACUACAAGAACAUGUUUCAAGAAUUCAUUGAUCGAAUGGACAAUGCUGCUUGCGAAUUGCACAAAAGAUUAGAAUUGUUGCGCAACGCUGCCAAAUACAAGGCAGAUAACAUUGGCCAGGCGGUAAUGCAAAUUGUAUCGUAUUGUGAUUCGCUGGUGGACGAUGCGAUAAGUAUGACUUCACACAUGAUCAGAUCGAAUCAGCAAGCCGUGCUGUUGGGUCGGACAAAAAAUAUUCUAGAGUCCACGCUUCGGACAAUGUUUGUAACGAAGGAGUGCAGUGGACGUCGCGAACCAACGAAUAUCCAUGGUAAUUUAUAUAACAGUAUAGACUCGACCAAGAAAUCCCUCAAAGAAUUACAAAACACCCUUGAAAGUUUGUCUGUAUCUAAUGGUGCGGUGAGCGGUUUGAUCGACAGCAUAACAAGGGCUAUGGUCAAGUUGGAAAGCGACACGCUAACUUCCCAAGAUAACAUCGAAUCGUUCGUUACUUACCAAACAGGGAUGGUGGAAACUGCGAAAGAAAUAGCACGCACGGCACAAGAAAUCUCAACCAAGUCGAACGUGGAUGACGCAAGGGUCAAGUCGCUCGUCAUCGACAUUUCCCACACGUAUACCGAUUUAGCUCGAGAAACGCUCGGCGCUUCCAUUGCGACUUCAAACAAAAAAGUAUCAACGGAACUACGAACUUCAGCUCGAGAACUGGGAAAAGCUUGCUCGGACAUGGUUCAAGUGGCCGGCACUUACAAAAUCAAGUCGGACGACACUUGCGUGCAGAAGGAGAUUUUCGAGUGUAGCAAAGCGAUAAGCGAAAAAGUAUCUCAGAUCCUGGAAAUACUUCAGGCAGAGUCUCACGGGACCCAAACCUGUAUUAAUGCGGCAAGCGUCAUAUCAGGGGUCAUCGGAGACUUGGACACGACGAUAAUGUUCGCCACGGCUGGCUCUUUACACGCCGAAAACAAAAACGACUCGUUCGCCAAUCAUCGGAGCAACAUACUAGAGGCAGCCAAAGCUCUGGUCAAAGAUACGAAACAAUUGGUUGCUGGAGCUGCAUCCUCCCAAGAGCAAUUGUCCAGAGCUGCUGAAAACAUUGUGUCGACCAUCACCCAACUGGCCGAAGCUGUCAAGUACGGAGCUGCGAGCUUGGGAAGCAAUAACCCCGAAGCUCAAAUCAUGCUUAUUCAUUCCGUUAGGGAUGUAUCUUCCGCCCUGGGCGACCUCGUGCAGGCCACUAAAUCCGCAAGCGGCAAACCCGCGGAUGACCCAAAAAUGGCCCACUUGAAGGAAUCCGCGGAGAUAAUGAUAGCCAACGUCACAUCAUUGAUAAAAACUGUCAAGGCCGCGGAGGACGAGCACACGCGAGGCACGCGGGCAUUGGAAUCGACCAUCGAGGCCGUGUCCCAGGAGAUAAAAAAUUUGACCUCGUCCGAGUUUGCCAAGGGCAGCCAAGUGACACCCGAAGACGUGAUACGUUGUACCAAAGACAUGAGCAUAGCCACCGCGAAAGCCGUGUCCGCCGGUAACAGUUGCAACCAGGAUGACUUGAUAUCAGCUGCGAACAUGGGCCGGAAAUCGAUCGGCAACAUGUUGGCGAUUUGCAAAGUCGCGGGCAACAAUCACGGGGCAAGUGAAGAAACGAAACAAGGCAUACUCCGAACUGGCCACGAUGUGGCGACGAAUUACAAACAACUACUCGAGAUCAUUCAUCAAAUAUCGAUGAACUCGAGCGAAAACAAACACAUGCUGCUACCGAUAUCCCGCAAAAUUGCCCAAGGUGUCACGGAACUGGCCUCGAUCGCGCAAGUCAUGAAGCGCAACGACCCAACGGGAUCGGAGGAUCCCACGGUCAUAGCUGAAAAUGAACUGCUGGAGGCCGCGGCUAGUAUCGAAGCAGCCGCGAAAAAAUUGGCGAGUCUCCGGCCCCGCCAGGACGUACCAAAGUGCCGGGAGGACAUGAAUUUCGAUGAAAUGAUACUGGAGGCAUCAAAGUCGAUAGCCACAGCAACGUCGGCUCUGAUACGGGCGGCGAGUGCUGCGCAAAGAGAGCUCGUGGCCACGGGCAAGGUGUCGGCGACGCCGUUGACGAGUUCCGACGAUGGACAGUGGUCGGAGGGUUUGAUAUCCGCGGCGAAAAUGGUAGCCGCUGCCACCCACAGUCUAGUGGAGUCCGCCAACGACAUGGUCCAGGGGUACAGUGGUGAGGAUCGGUUGGUUUCCAGCGCUAAACAAGUGGCCGGUAGCACGGCUCAGCUGUUGGUCGCGUGCAAGGUGAAAGCCGACUCGGACUGCGAGAGCACGAAGCGCCUGCAAGCCGCUGGUAGCGCCGUUAAACGGGCCACGGACAGUUUGGUCCGCGCCUCGCAGCAGGUGGUGCAGCGCGAGGAGCAAGCGCCGCUUGUGCUUAACGAAAGAAUCGUCGGUGGAAUCGCUCAGGAGAUCGACGCUAGGUCCGAGGUGUUGCGAAUCGAACGGGAACUGGAAGAGGCAAGGGAGAAGCUCAUGCGCAUUCGAAAAGCCAAGUAUCGCAACAAUGCCGACACGGAUGAUACGGAUGAUGCUCCAUGAGUAUUUUUCCACGAUUGUAGUUGCAAAGCACACUUUCUCUCUGUAUUUAACUUUUCUGCAGUGGGACUUUAUAUUUCUACUUUGAUCUCCUUACAACCUUGAUCACCGAUUCAUCGGCUACUAUUUUUUGUAUCUCCCAAGUGAAAUAAUUUAAAGAAAACGUCAACAAUACUUUUUUUUUUUUUUUCCUCUUCGGUAAAGAAGCAAGACAAGCAUGAAAAACAUUGAUUGAUGACUAAAUACAUUUAACAGCAAUGUCGCAUGUUAAUUGUUGUGGGUUAUUACAUGUUAUUGUUGCGAUUUUUUUUUCAUCUCGAAGAAACAAUUUUUCAUCAUUGUAAUAGCAAUUACUAAUGUCAAUUGUCUUGUUUACCUUAAUUAUUGUAUCGAUUGAUUAAUAAAAUGUUCUUACCUCGUGCGUCCAUUCCGUAAGUAUAGGGUAAUUUUAUUUUUUUCGACUUGCACCAAAUACGUACCCACGUACUUUUGUUUAAGCGAAAAUCGUGGAUUUUUAUAAGAUUAAAUUCAUUUAUUUUAUGCUCUACUUGAUUGUGCUUCAAAUUUUCAACCGCUAGAGUUUAAGAUUAUUCAUUUAUCUUUACAUCUCAGUCUUGUACCACUAAUUGAGAGAGAAUUGUAAAUAGUCAUACGUAAUAAGCUAUGAUACUGUGUUGUAAAUAAAUUUUCAAUUCCCAAGUAUUUUACGAUGUUAGUAAGAUUAUUGUCAAACUGCAAGGAGCGAGCGCAAUUUUUGUAAGCCAAAUGUUUAACCAUCACAUGUUUUUAAAUACACGCUGACGCUAUAAAUAAAUGAUAUUUUUAUUUUAUUACUUAA